GUAUGAAGACGAAGCUCUUGAACGCGAUGCUGCAUCGAGGAAAAAGAAGACUUUCUCCGAGAUGAUGCAGGAGAGGUCAGAGAAAGGCAGGAAGAGCAAAACCUCGUUUGACCUGAGUUUGUACACCGACGAGACGGGUGAGACGUACGAGGAUGACGACGACGACGGUUCCGACAAAUACAACGGGAACCAUCGCAUGGAUCGACGACAGGGGGAAUAUGACGAUGACGACGACAAAGCUGGGGACAGCAGUGGAUCCGCUUGCGAGAAUUCGGAAAACGAACCGGAAGUGCGCGACGAUGACGCGGACGGAGAAGAGUCGCGCGUUUUUUACAAUCACGACAAUUACUCGGGCGUCAUUAGCGGCAAUGGCUCGUCGGAUCGCGGCGAUCUUGUGGGAGCCUCGAGUGCAGUGGCUCUUAUGAGCAAAUCAGUGAACGACUUGACGAUUGAGCCCACGACUGACGACGACUCGGGCUUUGGCUCGUCUUUGUCGAAAGCCCCGUCCACCCCUCAUGUUUGGUCUGUCGACAAACCG
This is a messenger RNA of Notodromas monacha, 538 nucleotides long. Lineage: Eukaryota; Metazoa; Arthropoda; Ostracoda; Podocopida; Cyprididae. The record is from the annotation of a GenBank genome assembly.